Molecule: messenger RNA, 4721 nt
Organism: Impatiens glandulifera
Lineage: Eukaryota; Viridiplantae; Streptophyta; Magnoliopsida; Ericales; Balsaminaceae
Product: ABC transporter C family member 8
Exons: 12
Coding region: 119-4528 (1469 amino acids)
Biological process (GO): transmembrane transport
Cellular component (GO): plant-type vacuole; vacuolar membrane
Molecular function (GO): ABC-type transporter activity; ATP hydrolysis activity; ATP binding
Source: RefSeq, a predicted model, not a curated record
GAGGAAAUAAUUGGUUUGACUCUCUCUCUCCAUCUUGAGCCUAAUACUUAUUGUCUUUCUUCCAUAAGGAGUUGAUCUUCAUCAUCCUGUUGUGUUUCUACUGAUCAAGACAACUUCAAUGGCUCCAUGGAAUUCCUGGGUUUGUGAGAGAUUUGAUUUGAGAUCAAUUUGCAGUCAAAGAGCAAUUGUAGACGGACUAAACUUAUUGUCGGUUAUUGCUCUUACUCUCUUCUUCAUUAUCUCCAUCUUCUUCGUUAGUUCUCCACGGAGGAAUCAUGCUUCUUCUUCAGGAGAAUUCUACAGAAAGCAUUUCACGAGUGUAGUUGCAUCUAUAUGCUGCGGUUUCACUAGCAUUGCUUAUAUUGGUGUCGGGAUAAAGAAUUUGAUAAUAGCUCUUGAUCAUGACAAAGGGUUUAAUAACUGGGUUUUGUUGUACUUUCUCAGAGCAUUGAUUUGGUGUUGUUUAUCUAUUUCAUUGCUUAUUCAGAGGUCUAAAUGGAUCAAAAUCUUCGUUUCUAUUUGGUGGGUUUUGUUCUUCCUAAUGCUUUCAGCCUUACAAAUAGAGAUUCUAGUCAUUCAAGGCGACAUUCAGAUCAUUCAGGUUGCAGAAUGGUUUGUAAGCUUCUUACUCUUCUGUUGUGCUGUAAGGAGCUUUGUUCAGCUCUUUUGUCGAAACAACAGCGAAGAAGAAGCCAGCUUAUCAGAGCCAUUGAUCAAUGAGGGGAUUCAAAAGGAUUGUUCAGAAAUCGGCUCUGCAAGUUUCUAUAGUAAAUUAACAUUUGCUUGGGCGAAUGAUUUGCUUCGAUUGGGUUAUUCAAAGAUAUUAGAACUUGAUGACAUUCCAAACCUAGUCCAUGAAGAUGAGGCCGGUUCUGCAUAUGAGAGGUUCAAAGAAGCUUGGAAUGUGCUUUUGCAUAAGGAAAAUAGUUACUCUAACAUUAUUUUUUGGUCAUUGGCAAAUUUACAUGUGAAACAAAUGGUGCUUGCUGGAAUUUACAUAUUUCUUAGGACGAUAUCCAUCAUAAUGGCCCCGUUGCUUCUUUAUGCAUUUGUGAAUUAUGCAAGCAAUGAUAUUGAGAGUACUACUAAAGGGUUUUACCUGGUGGGUUACUUAGUAAUAGUGAAAGUAGUUGAAUCGAUCUCCCAAAGACAUUUCUAUUUCACUUCGAGGAGAAUAGGGAUGCAGAUUAGAUCGGCUUUGAUGGUAGGAGUUUACCAAAAACAGCUCAAGUUAUCAAGCUUGGGACGAAAAAGACAUUCAUCUGGUGAGAUAGUGAACUACAUUGCUGUUGAUGCUUACAGAAUGGGGGAAUUUCCAGUUUGGCUUCAUUUAGCGUGGAGUUCGAUUUUACAACUAUUUCUUUCAAUGAUACUCUUGUUCUGGAUUGUGGGUAUUGGCACUUUACCUGGCUUAGUCCCUCUCGCUGUAUGCGGUAUUCUAAAUAUGCCUUUCGCGAAACUUCUAAAGAAAUAUCAGUUUGAAUUCAUGGUAGCACAAGAUAAGAGGCUUAGAGCUACUUCUGAAAUCUUGAACAGUAUGAAGGUCAUCAAGUUGCAGUCGUGGGAGGAUAAUUUCAAGAACGUGAUUCAAUCCUUUCGCGAUGAAGAGUUUAAGUGGUUGGAACAAUCGCAACAUAAGAAGACUUAUUGCACUAUCUUGUUCUGGAUGUCUCCCACUAUAGUUUCUACGGCCAUCUUCUUUGGAUGCAUUGUUUUCAAAAGUGCUACCUUGGAUGCCGGAACUGUCUUCACUGUUUUGGCAAUUUUGAAGGGAAUUCAAGAACCUGUUAGACUUAUCCCCGAAAUCCUUUCUUCGAUCAUCCAGGUGAAAGUAUCGUUAGAUCGAAUUCAAUCUUUCUUGUUGGAUCACGAGAUAGAGAACGAGAGAAUGUUAAAAGUUAGACCACCUAGUAGUACAAGUACUUGUAUUGAAAUUCAAAAUGGAAAUUUCAGUUGGGAUCUUGAAUUUUCAUCUCCUACUUUGAUUGAUUUGCAUAUGAAAGUACAUUUUGGACAAAAGGUUGCAAUUUGUGGCCAAGUUGCGUCUGGGAAAUCGUCUCUUUUAUAUGCAAUACUUGGAGAAAUACCCAAAAUUUGCGGGGAGGUGAAAUUAUUCGGAUCAAUUGCUUAUGUUUCUCAAGCUUCUUGGAUUCAAAGUGGAACGAUUCGUGAUAAUAUACUAUAUGGAAAGGAAAUGGAGAAGGGAAAAUAUGAGAAUGUUAUAAGAUCUUGUGCUUUGACAGAAGACAUAAAUAGUUUUAGCCAUGGUGAUCUUACUGAGAUAGGACAGAGAGGUCUUAAUCUAAGUGGAGGCCAAAAACAGAGAAUACAACUUGCCCGAGCAGUGUACAAUGAUGCUGAUAUCUAUCUCCUCGAUGAUCCUUUUAGCGCAGUUGAUGCUCAUACUGCCGCUAUUCUUUUCAAUGACUGUGUUAUGACAGCAUUGGAGAAGAAAACCGUCGUUCUAGUGACUCAUCAAGUAGAAAUUUUGUCGAGUGUCGAUCAAAUUAUGGUUGUAGAAGGUGGUAAAAUAACUCAAUCAGGAAGUUAUGACAACCUUCUGAAGAACAGUGUAACUUUUGAACAGCUUGUUAAUGCUCAUAAGGAUGCAGUUAAUGUCUUGGAAUUUUCAACUGAAACUAUGAAAAUAAGCAAUGGUGAAGUUGAAGAGGUUAAUGGGUGUUCUGUUAUAAAAGGAAAUAAUGAUGAAGAGAUUUCUUCUAAAAUUAUUCCAAUGGCUCAGCUAACAAAAGAAGAAGAGAAAGAAGUUGGGGACUUGGGAUGGAAACCGUUCUCAGAUUACAUCCUCAUCUCAAACGGGACACUAUUUGCUUCUUUAUCCAUAAUUGCACAAUUCACUUUCACAGUACUUCAGGCAGCUGCGAGUUAUUGGUUAGCAUUUGCCAUACAAGUUCCUAACAUCACUGGGAAUGUCUUAGUUGGAGUUUAUGCUGUCAUCUCGACGAUUGGCAUAAUUUUUAUCUAUAUGAGAUCUUUUUAUGCUAAUCUUCUAGGAUUAAAAGCUUCUAAAUUCUUCUUCUUGGGAUUCAUAAAUUCUAUAUUCAAAGCCCCUAUGCUAUUCUUUGAUUCUACGCCAGUUGGGAGGAUUUUAACCCGAGCCUCAUCGGAUUUAGGUGUGUUAGAUUUCGACAUACCGUUUGCAUUUGCCUUUGCUGUUUGUGGCUUUAUUGAAUUAAUAGUAAUCAUCGCCAUCAUGGCGUAUGUAACUUGGCCUAUUCUCAUUGUGGCUUUCUUUGCUGCAAUUGCUACCCUAUAUGUUCAAGGAUACUAUCAUGCCUCUUCAAGAGAACUAAUGAGAAUUAACGGAACAACAAAAGCUCCUGUUAUGAACUAUGCUUCAGAGACAUCACUUGGUGUAGUGACCAUAAGAGCAUUCAACACAGCUAAGAGAUUCUCCGAAAACUUCUUGAAGCUCGUUGAUUCAGAUGCAAAAAUUUUCUUUUACAACAGUACAGCUUUGGAAUGGUUAACUCUAAGAGUGGAAGCAUUCCAGAACUUAACCUUGUUUGUUGGGGCAUUCCUCCUUGUUUUACUUCCCAAAGGCUAUUUGGCACCAGGACUCGUAGGACUAUCAUUAUCUUAUGCUCUUGGUUUAUCAAUGACACAAGUAUUCUUGACAAGAUGGUAUUGCAGCCUAGCCAAUUAUAUGAUCUCUGUUGAGAGAAUCAAACAAUUCAUGCAGUUACCAUCUGAGCCUCCCGCAAUUCUAGAGAACAGUAGACCACCUAAUUCAUGGCCUUUUGAAGGGAGGAUAGAUUUCGAGUGCCUUAAGAUUCGAUAUCGGCCAAAUGCCCCACUGGUUCUACAUGGGAUCACUUGCACAUUUAUUGGAGGGACUCGAGUAGGAGUUGCUGGAAGGACAGGAAGUGGUAAAACUACACUCGUAAGUGCGUUAUUUCGGUUGGUCGAGGCAGAGAGUGGGAGGAUACUUAUAGAUGGACUUGACAUAUGCUCAAUUGGCCUUAAGGACUUGAGAAUGAAACUCAGCAUUAUCCCUCAAGAACCGACACUCUUCAAUGGGAGUAUCAGAUCAAAUAUCGAUCCGUUAGGCCUUUACUCAGACGAUGAAAUAUGGGAGGCCUUGAAGAAAUGCCAGCUAAACACCUUCAUCAACAGCCUACCUAAUUUGCUAGAUUCUUCAGUGAGAGAUGAUGGUGAGAAUUGGAGUGCGGGGCAGCGCCAGCUCUUGUGUCUAGGACGAGUCCUUCUCAAGCGAAACCAAAUUCUUGUCCUUGACGAAGCAACUGCAUCUAUAGACUCGGUCACUGAUUCCAUUAUACAAAGGAUUAUUCGACAAGAGUUCUCGAAAUGUACUGUGAUUACCAUCGCUCAUAGAGUCCCAACUAUUGUCGACAGUGACAAGGUCAUGGUCCUCUCUUUUGGGAAGCUUGUAGAAUACGAUGAGCCUUCUAAACUUAUGGAAACCGACUCCUACUUCGCAAAGCUUGUAGAUGAAUAUUGGUCAAGUUGUAGAGGGAACUCCAGGCUAGGUCUUUCAAUGCAUUAACAUGUCUUUUCAUGAUGCUGAUAAUGGGUUCGAAGUAGGUUCUUCGGUUGGAAACUUUGGCUGAAGAGUGAGUCCCGAAUGUAGUCACCUGUGUAAGUCUAAGGCACCAUUCCUAUGAUAUCCCACAUUGAUAAAUAUGCACUCUUAACUUGUGUUAGAAUAAUGAAAGUGUUUACUUUGUUGGGACCUUUUG